GCAGUAUCAUCGCGAAUUCUCAUCCGGAAGCACGUUACGAAACUCAUUUCGGCUUAGUGCAGAACUUUUUGACGCAAUUCGAAAUAUUCAAAAACAAAAAAUUUUUUAGCAAUCUGAAAAAGUGCUUAUUAUUAAAAAUAAGUGUAAAAGUUUCUUUUAACGAAAAUUAAAAUUAUUAAUGUGAAUUAAAUUAAUAAAAGUUCGGAAGUUGUUUAAAAUAGUAAACAUAAUUCGUUUAACAUGAUAUAGAAUCUACGUUUUUAAAAAACAAGAAAUAUGCGUACAAUAAAUUCAAACAUCACGUUUACGAGUCUAUCUGCAACUGUUUUAAAAAAAUCAACAGAUUAAGACAAAUAAACUUAAACCGAGUGGUUUAUAAUUAUUUUUUUAGAUGUUGACUAUCAUUAGAAACUGGGAGAAUAAAAUAUUAAAUAUAAUAAAAAUGAGUGCGGUGAAAACCGAGGAGAUUCAAGAAUUGAAAAUAUUUAAAUUCAUAAUAACAACGUGACUGAAAUAUAUCGUGAAGGUGGCAGAAACUUAUCAUCAUGGCUGCAGGAUCAGCAGUGGCUAUGAUAGGUGCCAACCUACGGUUUGGAUCCAGCGCUGCCAAUUCUAGUUUGAACGCAACCAAGGUGUUUCAGUGUCAUCCAGGAGGUACGGCAGAAGCAGCUCUAAUUUUCGCUCUAGGAACUUUGGGAAUGGCAGCAAAUUUCGCUUUGAUGGGUGUAAUCCUGGCCAACAGGCAACUGAGAAGAUGGUCUCAAGGAUUAUUAUUUCACCAAGGUGCAGUCGAUUGUGCGCGAGCAGCUCUUCUUCUCCCUCUUGGAGUUUCAAUUCUUCACUGCCAACCGGUCCAAAAAUGUUCUUUAGUAGAAACGGCAUUUCUUCUUCUAGUUACAGUAGCUACGGUAAAUAUGCUCACAACGGUGCUAAAUGAUUCCCCAAUAUUUCCUGACGACGAUGAAGCUGCCGGAGAUGUGGCAACGGCAGCUAUAUCUGACGCACCGCUUCUAAUGGACUCGCCGCAAUGUGUGCUAUUCGGUACUUUCAUGAUUUGGUUUGCUUCGAUUACUAUAAAUCUGGGUCCUACCUUUUUAUCAGGUGCACUAGCGGCGCAAGGAGAAAGCGGUCACAAAGCUCCUUCGUGUCCUCUAAUACAUGGUCCUCUUCGUCACUACAUCCUGAAUGCCCUUUGGAUAGCGGUGAAUUUGGUAUGCGUCUUUUUGACUCUUUUUCACCUCAAAAAACUCCAUCGAGACUUAACUAAGGCAAAUGUAGAGGCGGUACGUGUAGCAGGAUUAGUUACGACGUUAGUGAACGUGACUGGAGGUCCACCGAAUUGUCAUAUGAAUACUACAGAAGAUGGGAGUGUCGUUGACGGAAUCGGUAGCGGCAACGGCAUCGGCAUAGGCGUUAUGGGAGGAGGCGGAUGCGGUGCCCUAGAAGAACAUCGUAGGAUGCGAGAUUACCUAAGGAGAAUGGAAAGAGAGGGAGUACAAAGGGUAAAAAUGUUCCUCGUCAUUACGGCGGCGUACGUCCUUUUUUGGGGACCUCUUUUCUUUGUUACCUUGGUCAACCAUCCCGUUGUUGGAAAUCCGCUGGGUCAUGAGAUAACUCUCCACAUAUCAUAUGUCCAUGCAAUAGUAAAUCCAACAUUGUUUUUAGUCCUACACAGAGGCCUCAGAAGGGCUACUUUAGAUAUAUGCUGCGGUUGGAUACCUGUAUGGUUAGUGUCGGGACCAAGCGUUCCUCCACCACCCGAUCCACCUAGAGCGGCCGAUAUAUCUCUCCUGAAGCCUCCCCUCUUACCGGCUCCCGCCCACCCUGAUAGCUCUAUGGUAAUUAAAUAUUAUAUGGAAACCCCGAUUUGAGUCCUUGGACACCCGUCCAGCAAUUCGAAUCAGAGUCGCUCAACAACGGGAUCUUACCAGUUGCUCUACCACCUCAUUACACCAAUAUGGACGAUCUACCUUCGCCACAGGAAAGCGACUAGCAUCCGGAUUGGGACAGGUCGACCAGAAUUUGAAAAUAUCUCACAGGGCCGAAAUAAAAGACAGCCAAGAUGACAGCGUUUGAAUGAUUUCAAGGAAGUAGAAAAAUCUUGGAAGCGAGUGAAAAAUUAUUGGAAAAAGUGUAUCAAUUAGAUAAUUGGUAGUUUUGAAUUUGAUGGGGACAUAAAAUAGAUACAUUAUUUUGUGAAUUUGAGAGAAUAUUGAAACGAAUAUGGUUAAAAUUAUUUUAUAAAAUAUUUAUUAUUAUCAAAUGUAAAUAAACAGCAGGUUUAAUC
Diorhabda carinulata is the source of this 2287-nucleotide messenger RNA. RefSeq lists its product as uncharacterized. Bases 546 to 1871 code for a protein of 441 amino acids. The record is from RefSeq and is a predicted model, not a curated record. The transcript is spliced from 9 exons. Gene Ontology annotation, biological process: G protein-coupled adenosine receptor signaling pathway; adenylate cyclase-activating G protein-coupled receptor signaling pathway. Gene Ontology annotation, cellular component: membrane. NCBI's taxonomy places the organism in Eukaryota, Metazoa, Arthropoda, Insecta, Coleoptera, Chrysomelidae. Gene Ontology annotation, molecular function: G protein-coupled receptor activity.